UCCUCCCAUACCGGAAAUUAGAAUCCAGAAAGUAAAACUACCAAAAAUAAACAAUAUUUAUAUUUUUUAAAGAGGGGAAUUUUUGUAUAUCGUAUCGUGUUUUGUUUCAUUUUAACGUUUCAGUGUCAGUUUUUAUAUAUCUUGGUCGAAUAAAGAUGGUGAACAGGGAGAUAAAAUUUCAGGUGCUUGAGAAAUUACGAGAAAGCUUAGUUCAAGAUAUGCAGCCAGAAAAACACUUUGACUUUCUGAGAUCGAAAACAGUUCUUGAUGAAGAGGACUGUGAGGAAAUCACUGCAAAGACGACUCGAAGAAAGAAAGCGGGCUUACUACUUGACAUACUUAUGACCAAAGGAGAAAAUGCAUUUGAUUAUUUCUGUGAAUCAUUCAUUGUAUGUGGAAGAACACAACUUCAUUUACUUAACCUAAUAUUAGAUGCAUAUGAAGAACAGAUUUCAGAGAAUGAAGUUGAAUCAUUUGCAAGAACCCAGGAAGAGUUUUUUAACAAAGAUAUCUUAAAUGAACAAUUACCCCAGCCAGGGGAACCAGGUGCACCAUGUUUACCAAGUCAAGUGAUGCCAUACCUAAUAAUGAGUGAACCACCAACAGAGAUGAAUGCCAGUAUGAUACCAAGCUAUGAAGAUAUAACACCACCUCCACCAUAUUCAACUUAGUAAUUAGAUAUUGAUAUAAAUGUACAAAGAGUAUACAUUGCAUUGAAUCCCAUGUACAUAAUGUUGUAAAGUACUAGAAUAAACGAUGUUAUUAAACUAAU
This is a messenger RNA of Dendronephthya gigantea, 772 nucleotides long. RefSeq names its product B-cell lymphoma/leukemia 10-like. Gene Ontology annotation, biological process: positive regulation of extrinsic apoptotic signaling pathway; canonical NF-kappaB signal transduction; apoptotic process. The coding region runs from base 156 to 671 and encodes 171 amino acids. Gene Ontology annotation, cellular component: CBM complex; cytosol. The record is from RefSeq and is a predicted model, not a curated record. Lineage: Eukaryota; Metazoa; Cnidaria; Anthozoa; Malacalcyonacea; Nephtheidae. Gene Ontology annotation, molecular function: transcription coactivator activity; protein kinase B binding; NF-kappaB binding. The transcript is spliced from 4 exons.